Molecule: messenger RNA, 3865 nt
Organism: Lytechinus pictus (painted urchin)
Lineage: Eukaryota; Metazoa; Echinodermata; Echinoidea; Temnopleuroida; Toxopneustidae
Product: GPN-loop GTPase 1-like
Exons: 11
Coding region: 439-1638 (399 amino acids)
Molecular function (GO): GTPase activity; ATP hydrolysis activity
Source: RefSeq, a predicted model, not a curated record
AGAACAUAUAAUAAGAUUAUUAUCUGAACAUCAGGGUGGCACGUAUACGUUCAAGCUUCAUUAUGUUAGCAAUGAUCCAUUCGUUAACAGAAAUCAAUUCUGUAUUGACAGUCAGCUAGUGCAACAAUAAAUUGCAGGGGUUCUUUUCAGAAGAAAUACAUGUAUAGGCCUACAUGUAUGCGUCAUGAAGGAAAUCAUAUGAGAAAUAAGGUGAACCUUGCACUCUGACACAUGUAAUUGACUGCAUAUAUAAGACUUAACACCAUCUAAGAAUACAAACUGUUCUAACCAACCAACCAACCAAUUAACCAACCAACCAAUAUACCAACCAACAACCAACCGAACCACCAACCAACGAACCAACCAACGUAACCAACUUAACCAACCCCAAUCAUGAUCAGCAGCAGCCGCGUAUGCGCAUUAUCUUGAUAAGCCAAAAUGGCGACGCCCAUGGGUAUUUCUGAACCUCGUGAGAGUGACAGAGUUAGCAGCGAAGACGGUGAGAAUGGAGGUGCUUCUGCUGGGGGAUUGCACAACACUGACACCAAACCACCAUGUUUAAUCGUAUUAGGGAUGGCAGGCUCUGGUAAAACGACUUUCGUUCAGCGCCUGACUGCUCAUUUGUAUGCAAAUAAAGAGCCACCAUACAUCAUCAACCUAGACCCGGCUGUUCAUGAAGUAGGAUACCCUACUAAUAUUGAUAUCCGUGACACCGUCAAGUACAAGGAGGUUAUGAAGCAGUACGGUCUAGGACCCAAUGGAGGCAUCAUGACGUCACUCAAUCUCUUCGCUACACGCUUUGAUCAAGUCAUGGGAUUUGCAGAGAAACGCAGCAAAGAAACAAAAUACAUCAUACUAGAUACCCCAGGACAGAUAGAAGUCUUUACAUGGUCAGCUUCAGGAGCUAUCAUCUCUGAGACUUUGGCGUCUACCUUUCCCACGGUGGUGGUUUAUGUUAUGGACACGGCACGGAGCGUGAAUCCAGUCACAUUCAUGUCCAACAUGUUAUAUGCCUGCAGUAUCCUGUACAAAUACAAGCUACCAUUCAUCGUUGUGAUGAAUAAGAUUGACAUCGUUGCUCAUGACUUUGCCAUGGAAUGGAUGAGGGACUUUGAGACGUUCCAGGAUGCGUUGAACCAGGAGACUUCUUACGCAUCAAAUCUGACACGAUCGAUGAGCCUAGUUCUGGAUGAAUUCUAUGAAAAUCUCAGGGCUGUAGGCGUGUCUGCUGUAACAGGACAGGGAAUGGAAGACUUCUUUAAAGCCGUAACUGAAGCCGUUGAAGAAUAUGAGACUGAAUACAAGCCCCAGUAUGAGAGAUUACGAAGAGAAAAGAUGGAAGCAGAAGCCAAAGAAGCUCAAAGAAAGUUGGAGAAGGUCAAGAGGGGCAAAGGUCAAGGGUCAAAGGUCGGACUUACAGGAGCAUCAGUGGAAGAAGAUGCAGACCUCAAAGGCCCAUCGGUAGAACUGAGGUUAGGUCCUGAUGAUGAUGAAGAAGAAAUCACUUUAGAUUCUGAUGAUGAUGAUGAGGAUGAGCUAAAAGAAGCUGAAUCAUUCCAGAGGUUCUUACAAAGUCAAGGAGCACAUGCAGGUUCAUCUAGCCAAUCCGCAUCCUCCAAGCAGUCAGGUGAUACGUGACAUCACAAUGGUUAACUACUUGUGUGGCCAAUCAGCUUCCUCCAGGCAGUCAGGUCAUAUGUGACAUCACAGUAGUCAGCUACACCUCUCGCGAAGCAUCAGAGCACCAAUCAUGUAUGACAUCACAAUUUUUUUUCAAACUAAUGUAGGCCAUCAGCUAGUUGUUAACAGUCAGGUGACGUGUGACAUCACAAUAGUUAGCUACUCAUCAGUACCUGCUCCACAGAAACGUUGUUAGCCUAACAAUAGGAGACCCGGUCACAUCCUUUGGAUAGUGAUGUCAAACGAUAAUUGCAAGGUGUAAAUAAAGUUAUAUUGUGACAUCAGGCAUCAAUGUGACAUUACCAAUUGUAACAGAGCCUCUGUUAGCGCAUUAUUAGCAGUAACGUUUCUCCACAAUCGGUAGGCCUACUGGCCAAAUGGCAUCCUGCAAUCAGUCGGGUGAUAUGUGACAUCAUAAUAAAUCUAAUGUAGCCAAGUUCUGAUUUGCAAAUAGUGUUCUGUGCGAGUAAACGAAUACAUCAACAAGCUUCAAGCACACACCAGUCCUCAGAAAAAUCUUGGGGGGAGGGGUUCAGCACCCCUGCUUCGCAGGGCCGUGCGGACACACUGAUGACACAUCCAAAUUGCUACCACCACAACAAGAGUAGUCCAUUGUGUCCAAGACAAUACAGGGGAAAGGCUGGACACUGAUUUUUUUUAAAUGCUCUAUCUCGUAUAAUUUGGGGAAGCCGAGGGUGCCUAACACCGUUAGGGAGAGAAAGUUUCAUAUAUCGUCAAAGGCUUGUGUACAAAACAAUUGGGGAAAAUGAUGUUGGAAAAAGAUAAAUGUUUAUUUAAAUUUAAUUGAAUAAAGGGGACGAAGAAGAGGGUGCAGGGGCGGCACAUGGGGAUAAUUCUACCUCCCCUUUUCUAAGAAGUCUGAAAGAUAUAUUCAUUUCUUAUUUUGCAAGCAUUCUUGGAAGAUAAGAAUAAUCAAUCUUAAAAUGUCAAAAUUGCUUCUUCCCUCACCCCUCAUAUGUUUUAUACACAACAGCACAUGACGAUAUGCAAAUUAUACCUAUUCUCUACUGUCAAGCAUCCUUCCCAAGUGUUUCAUUACACACUCUUGACUGUCAGUCAAUGAGAAUCAAACGGCUUUGAUUAUGUAAUUAAUGUUGUUUAUACAACUCAUACAAAGGUUCUUGUCAUUUGAUUGGUUAAAAGCCACUGCAUAUUUAACCCAUUUCGUGCUGCAUGCAAAUUUUAUUUUCCAUUGCACGGUGACAGUGCAUUUUUUAUUUUUUCCAUUGCAUGGUUGAGCUCUCUCCUCAGUGUGUACCACUGAGCAUGGGAGUGUAUGUACAUUUUGUUUGUAUGUGUGUGUGUGUGUAUAUGCACAAAUCACUUUAUAGCACACUGCUUUCAUACUUAGGGGGAAAAUAAUCAUUUAUCAGAGAAAAAUGAGUUACCAGACAGAGGCAAAUACAUUUUAUUUCCAUCUGCUUUUUUGUCUAAUUAUUAUUCUAUUUUCUCAAAUAACACGAUCAAAAAGUUGUAUAACCCAAAUGAUGCAUGUCUUCAUUCGUCCAUUAUGCGACCUAUCCACUCUCGUUGACGCCGCGUUCAAUCCAUUGCAUUCAGCCGGUUUUGUGCAAUGGGUUGAACAGAGCCUCAACUCAAGUGAGGAUAGAUCGCAUAAUGAACUCAUGUGCAUGCAUCAUUAGUAUAUUGUUUGCGUAAGAACAAACAACGAUUUCUUAUGGGUGAGAGUGCACGAAGCAUAGGUGGCAAUUUGUGAAAUAUGUGGUCCUUCUACAGGGCAAGGUUGCAUUGCAAAGUAAAAAAAAAUGAGGGGGGAAGGGGACGACCAUAUCCCCUGCCCCGUCCCACCAGGACACCCUACAAUGGCACUGGGAUAGGCUAGAUUCCCAAUCUAUAACAGAGUUUAAUUUUUUUUCCCCCUAUUUCAAUGCAUAAUUUUUUUUUUAUGUAAACAAUUUUUCUCUUUUUCUUGGAAAGUUUUCUUGUUAUUCAAAUUAUGUACCCGUUGAACUCCAUUUGAGCUACAUGUAAUGUAGAUAACUUUUCAAGUUUUUCAUCAAGUUUGUGGGCUAUCAAACAUACUGUAGAUAUGUGUACAUAUAAUAUGAGAGCAUGAAUAAAUUGUGUUCUAUUUGCUUUAAACAAAGUGUCACUGUGCAUCCAUGAAAGAAAAUGGGAUAUAAGAUUGAGAUUGACAACAAAA